Molecule: messenger RNA, 1548 nt
Organism: Sclerotinia borealis F-4128
Lineage: Eukaryota; Fungi; Ascomycota; Leotiomycetes; Helotiales; Sclerotiniaceae
Source: the annotation of a GenBank genome assembly
AUGGUCGUCUUAGCAGCUUCGAUUUGCACCCGGGGGGGAAAAGCUGUCCUCUCCAGACAGUUUCGCGAAAUGCAAAGAUCCAGAAUUGAAGCUCUUCUAGCAUCCUUUCCGAAGUUAGCAGACUCUGGAACUCAGCAUACGACGGUGGAGCAAGAUAAUGUGCGAUUUGUGUAUCAGCCGCUGGACGAAUUAUACAUGGUCCUCAUCACGAACAAGCAGUCCAACAUCUUGCAAGACAUCGAUUCCUUACACCUCUUCGCCCAGGUGGUCACUAGCACAUGCAAAACCUUGGACGAGAGAGAGAUUUUAAAGAACGCAUACGAAUUGCUCAGUGCAUUUGACGAGCUUGUCACGCUUGGGUAUCGAGAAAACCUUACAAUCAGCCAAAUCAAGACAUUCUUGGAGAUGGAGAGUCAUGAAGAAAGGAUACAAGAAAUCAUCUCGAGAAAUAAAGAGCUGGAGGCCACAGAAGAGCGUAAGCGCAAGGCAAAACAAUUGGAAAUGCAACGUAAGGAGGUUUCAAGGAGUGGUAGAAGUGCUAUACCAAGUAGGCCACAAUAUCCGACAUAUACACCACCUACACAAUCUGUUAAUACCGAAACCUACGAUUCAUACGAAGCUGCCAAGAAUAAAUCUUUCAAAGCUGGCGCACUGAAAGGCAAAGGAAUGCAGUUGGGGAAGAAGUCGAAAACUACAGACAUGUUUGAAAAGAUUCGUGGCGAUAUGGGUGCUGAAGUAGAGGAAAUCAUCUCGUCGCCACUUAUACCCAAUCAUCCUAUACCAGCUGCUGCCGAACAACCACCUCACACGUCAUCUGCAUUGGAUCGUGACGCCAUUCAUGUUACAAUCUCGGAGACGAUCAAUGCCAAAUUAUCUCGAGAUGGCUCACUCAAUUCCUUGGAAGUCAAGGGUGAUCUGAACUUGAGGAUCUCAGACCCUACGCUUACCAAGGUCAGAUUAGAUCUUGUUGCCAACCAGAGUCAUGGAGUACAAUUCCGCACACAUCCAAACGUCGAUAAGGGAGUGUUCGGUGGAUCUAAAGCCAUCCAGAUGAGCAAUGUCUCCAGGGGAUUUCCCGUCAAUAAUUCGGUUGGUGUCUUACGUUGGAGAGCUCAGCCUAAAAUUGAUGACACCAGUGCCUUGCCGAUUCAAUUCACCGUAUGGGUUGUUGGGGGGCAAGGCGAUCCUCUCAACAUUACUGUGGAAUACGAGCUUACUGGAGAGGAUCCUCUGCAAGAUGUCGCUGUUACCAUUCCAUACGCCUCAAGCGAGCCAGCAGUAUCUAGCUUUGACGCAACAUAUGAAGUCUCUGGGGAUAGCCUCGAGUGGACAAUCGGGUCUGUGGAUUCUUCUAAUGGAGCCGGCUCUUUCGAAUUCGAAGUACAAGAUGGGGAUGAGAAUGAUUUCUUUCCAAUGCAAAUCAAGUUCGCUAGAACAAAUCCUUACAUUGAUGUUGAUGUUACCAAUGUCACAUUACUAGAAUUGAACGAGGCCGUGGAUUUCUCGAAAGAUAUCAAGUCAGUCGCUGACUCUUAUUUGAUAGAGUAA